GAUGAUUAAAACCCGUCAUUUUCGACGGCUGAAAUCGUUGUUUUAAAAACCACUCUUUGGCCAGCGCUUGUCUGGCGAGCUUUUGGCAUAUUUGCCUCUAGUCAAAACCAUCAAUGAGGAUAAUAAUGGCAUAAUUCCACUGUCACAUAUUCGCCUAAACACGACGAUGGAGCCUCGCCAGAAAAGUCGCUUUGAUCGUGACUGGUGACUGGUGACAGCUCCCUCUCCAAGCAGGAACCGCACACUCGGGUUGUUUUCCUCCUCUCUGCCCCGCAGACUCCGGAGGAAUGGUAUCAACUCAACGGGCAGCAGCUGCUAGAUUCACUUGUAAACGCUAGUACUCGGUGUCUAGUAGUUCUGUCAAAACGAUGAAUUUACUGCCGUCGAAUCCGCACGGGAACGGGCUCCUUUAUUCCGGAUUUAACCAGGAUCAUGGAUGCUUUGCCUGUGGAAUGGAAAAUGGAUUUCGUGUGUACAACACAGAUCCUCUCAAAGAGAAGGAGAAACAAGAGUUCCUGGAGGGUGGGGUCGGCCACGUGGAGAUGCUGUUCAGGUGUAACUAUCUAGCACUGGUGGGCGGAGGGAAGAAACCCAAGUAUCCAACUAACAAAGUGAUGAUCUGGGACGACCUGAAGAAGAAGACGGUUAUUGAGAUUGAGUUCUCAACAGAAGUCAAGGCAGUGAAGCUUCGACGCGACAGGAUUGUGGUGGUCCUGGACUCGAUGAUCAAAGUGUUCACCUUCACCCACAACCCCCAUCAGCUGCAUGUGUUUGAGACCUGCUACAACCCCAAAGGUCUGUGUGUGCUGUGUCCCAACAGUAACAACUCUCUGUUGGCCUUCCCCGGGACUCAUUCAGGCCAUGUGCAGAUAGUGGACCUGGCCAACACGGAGAAGCCCCCAGUCGACAUCCCCGCCCACGAGGGCUCGCUGUGCUGCAUCGCUCUCAACCUGCAGGGCACGAGGAUAGCUACUGCAUCGGAGAAAGGGACUCUCAUAAGGAUUUUCGACACAUCCGCAGGGCAGCUUAUACAGGAGCUGAGACGGGGCUCUCAGACAGCUAACAUUUACUGCAUUAAUUUCAACCAGGAUGCGUCCCUCAUCUGCGUGUCUAGUGACCAUGGCACGGUCCACAUCUUCGCGGCGGAGGAUCCCAAGAGGAACAAACAGUCGAGCUUGGCGUCGGCCAGCUUUCUUCCCAAAUACUUCAGCUCCAAGUGGAGCUUCUCCAAGUUCCAGGUCCCCUCAGGUUCUCCCUGUGUGUGUGCCUUUGGAACAGAGCCCAACGCUGUCAUAGCCAUUUGUGCUGACGGCAGCUACUACAAGUUCCUGUUCAACCAGAAGGGGGAGUGUUCCAGAGACGUCUACGCCCAGUUCCUGGAGAUGACGGAUGAUAAAAUAUGAUCUUUGAUCUCCAUCUGCGGACUUGCUACUACACGGCCUGUUUGCUCUUUUCUUUUGUCUUUCCCUCCCCCGCUUCUUUUAAAUUUUGGAGGAGACGGGCAAAAGGAUCCCUGUUGCACUUUUCCUCAUCUUGACAGACUCUGUGAAAGAGCGCGAGAUGACGGGAGGACAGUGAAAAAUAGAAGCACAGACUCUGGCGGAAGCCUGACAGUAAAGGUGGACAGAUGAAAAGCACCAACACGGAUGCAGACUUUAGUCUCACACACUCCUGAGGAUUAUCAGAGGGACACACACACACACACACACACACACGCCGACUUGACUCCCAAACCAAACUCGAGAGAAAAAUAAAAGGAAAGUUUAUUUUUUGGGGAAAGGACGACAUGCCGCUUUUUAAGACGUCUUUCGAGGAAUCGACAAAGGAUGGCUAUUUUUUAAUCACGCGGAUGAUUCUGAGAGUUAGACGGGAUUGAGAAUAAUGAGAUUUUUGUCAACUAACACCACCUAACUAUAGGGAGUGCCUCUGAGACUGGAGAGAAUCUGUAUGUGUGAACAUAUUAAUGUUGUCAUAUAUACACGUGUGUGUUUGUGUAUAUACACCAAUGUACCAUAUUAGGCGUUUGCAAUGCAGCAUCGGAACGCGGCGACUAUUCUUCUCCACCUCUGCCUUUUCAAGGUUCAGUGUAACAACCCGGAACAUCGGAGCAGACUGAUUCUGCCGCCAUGAGACGUCCUCGCUAGUAUUAUUAGAUUUUCUUAUAUUCACUGUAUAAACACAAUGCGCCAGACUGAACUUCUGACUACUUAGAAUUGUACAAAAUAGUAGCAAAAAGAAAAAAAAAUAUUUUUGUUUCUGUCUUCCUUUUUUUCAUACAUGAUUGUGCAAUAGGUUUUCCUUAAUUGUGUUUGUUAAAUGCUUGUGAAGGGUUGAGUGUUGGUUGGUUCUACCCACGUAGGGAAGCUUAAAUGAGCAGUCUGUCUUUUAUUGGGGAAUGCAGCUUUUUUCCCCCCUCUUUUUUCUAGACAGUUUUGUGCCGUUUUAUUUUAGCCCCGCCUCCUGCUAAACCCCAGUCUGCUCUGAUUGGCACGCUGGCCCAAUUAGUCUGUUGGAUUGGUCAACGGAUUUCCAAAUGUGUAGGAAAUGUCGACCCCCCCUUUACCAGAAAAGUGCAGAUUCUCAGAUUACAGGUGGGCUGACACCAAACGAGCCCAACUGUGGCAUCGCAGUGGGAGAGAAAUGUGGACCAGUUGCCCAGAGCCAGGCUGCAGGGUUUAGCCAGCUCACAGAAAAACAAGUUUGUGGGCUGGCCGGCUCCACAGAUACUCAUCCAUGUGAGCACUGAAAAAUAGAUUUUUUUAUGGUCACCUUUAAAUCUGCUACAGAUUUUUAUUUUAGAAUCUGCAAGUUGCUCACACUUGUAGAAAUCAGCUCCCUAUAUAUCUAAAAAUAUGCCCGAUUUUUGUUUGUUUUUAUGUUAACAUCCGUGAAUGAUUCCCUGGGUAAUCAUUAAAUCAGUGAUUUAAAAAGUCCUGGGGUUAUUAAUGGGUUCUUUCUUGGCCCCAUGUCCCGUCCAAAUCUGUUCAGUAGUCCCUUGCUUGAUUGUGCGGACAAAAAAAACGAUAAAGCGCUGGCUUUUAGGGGGCUGUGUCCCCAGUUCCAGUCUCUAACACUAAGCCAAGCUCACUGCUGCCAGCUUCAUAUUCACUGGACAGACACGAGCAGUAUCGGGCUUCCCAUUCACUUUUGGCAAGAAAACAACACAGCGUAUUUUUCUCCCCCCAAAAAACUUAUGAACUGCUUCUUUAAGAGUUUGUGAAAGUUGAGACUGAGUUAGUUUUCCUACCUGAACUGGAAAGCGUAAGAGCCAAACACGUGCACAGUUUCCACCUGAAGUCACCAAACGGUCAUCCACUUAGGAGGAGAUCGUCACUUUUGAACCGUAGAACAACUAAGACCAUUUUCGAACGAGACCGCACGUCAAUGUUAAUGCGUUGAUGAAGCCGAGACGGUUAAAUCAAAAACCCUCUUGAUUGCCGAUUUAAAGUUUGCUUCAUAUACAUUUCAAGGGUAGUGUGCGUCUGUGAGCUGCUUCUCCCCGCCUCCGACGGCAUCGAUGCAUUUCAGCGAAUGUGAAUCAGGGAAGUGCUGUGAGUGUGUUCAGUGUGGGUCCACCACCACGCAACAUACGGGCGUGCAAGCAGAACCUGUCGAUGUUUAAUCCAUAUUGUUUUCAUGUCGCGUCACGUGACACAAACCGCACCACCUUUUGUGUUGCUGUCAGAUUGUACAUGUGCAGGUCUCACGCACACACACGCCACAGUUGUGACGCUGCACAAACCUAAAAGCCAACUUUGUCUCUGACACACUCAGAAUGAUUGUAAAAACCUGCGUUUAAAUGUGUGAAUAAAAUGUAACAUCUGCUUUUACAGUUAAA
Messenger RNA from Scophthalmus maximus (turbot), 3838 nucleotides. It is a transcript of the gene wdr45b, whose product is annotated as WD repeat domain 45B. The record is from RefSeq and is a predicted model, not a curated record. NCBI's taxonomy places the organism in Eukaryota, Metazoa, Chordata, Actinopteri, Pleuronectiformes, Scophthalmidae. Gene Ontology annotation, molecular function: protein binding; phosphatidylinositol-3,5-bisphosphate binding; phosphatidylinositol-3-phosphate binding. The transcript has 10 exons. Gene Ontology annotation, biological process: protein localization to phagophore assembly site; autophagy of mitochondrion; nucleophagy. The coding region runs from base 369 to 1403 and encodes 344 amino acids. Gene Ontology annotation, cellular component: phagophore assembly site membrane; cytosol; extrinsic component of membrane.